CAGCGUUCCUUUACAUUGCGUUUUAGAUUCGCAAGCAGAGAAAAAUUUUCAAGUAGUGCUUUUGAACAAGAAUCAAGCACUUACUUUUUGCUUCCUGUCGGCACUGCUGCGUAAAAGCGCAUUCAGCAAGGCCCGAAAAACAGCGCGAGUGAUUGACAGCCAUUUCUUAGCAUAUUGCUGCUCUUUUUUGUCGCUGGAAAAUUAGUUGGGCUUUCCAUUGACAUCAACGGCUGAGCGAUAUGUGUAGAGUGCCAUCAAUAAUCUUCAAAUGAAAUAUCAUGGCAGCUCUCCCUCAGCAGUUCAGCAGAUGGAGUUCCAUGCUGCUGAGGACCAGAGUCUGCCCCGGGAACCUCAGUUGGGCUUCUAGCCGGCUGGCCAGCAGUCUAACCUCAGUGCAUGAUGCUGAUGGUGUCAGACAUAUCACAAUGACUUCACCCAAGACCAGGAAUGCUUUGUCUCUGGAGAUGCUGAGUGAGCUAAAGGAGCAUGUGAAUCAGCUGUCCUCCAGCACCCGGGUGGUAGUGCUGAGCGGUCAGGGCCCUGCCUUCUCUGCCGGUCACAACCUGAAGGAGUUGACCAGUGCACAGGGUCGCGACCACCACCAGUGUGUGUUUGACUCCUGCACGGAGCUGAUGCUCGGUCUCCAGAAGCUGGAAGUUCCUGUCAUUGCGCAGGUGGACGGCACGGCGGCGGCGGCCGGGUUCCAGCUGGUCGCCUCGUGCGACAUCGUCAUCGCCACGCCGCGGUCCAGCUUCUCCACGCCGGGCGGCAACGUGGGCAUCUUCUGCUCGACGCCCGGCAUCGCGGUGUCUCGCGUGCUGCCGCGCCGGCUGGCGGCCCACCUGCUGCUGACCGGGCUACCGCUGAGCGGUGAGGAGGCGCUGCGUGUCGGCCUGGUCAGCCGGCUGGUGGAGCCCGACCAGCUACAGCACGAGACGGCCCACAUCGCCGCCGCCAUCGUCAGAAAGAGCAGGAGCGUCAUCGCGCUGGGGAAGAAGUUCUUCUACCAGCAGCUGGAGCUGCCGAUCGACGAGGCCUACCGGCUCGGUAGUCGGCUGAUGGUGGACAACAUCGCACUCAAAGACGGACAGGAGGGUAUCAGGGGAUUCAUCGAGAAGCGGGAGCCCACGUGGACCCACACGGAUGACAAGGCACAUGACUAGGACGGUCGAAGGGGUUUGUAUCCGCGGGGGUGGGAGGCUGUUACUGGGGUAACGCACAUUAAUAUUUUGUUGCAUGUGCGCUGCAACCGUUGAGUUAUCGGCUGACGGCACAAAUAUGGUUGGCUUGGCUGGCGACCAGAUGGAUGCUUUCAGCGAGCUCCCUUUUGCAUUAACAAUGUCAUUAUGUCGUUGUAGUUGGAUAAAUCGGGAAGUGUUUGCCGGCUGCACACCGCACGGCAUUGGAUGUUCAGCGGGUUUCAGUUGUUGCCUUCUGUGCAAUAACGAUCGGAUUGAGGCAUUGUCGAGGAUGCUUCCCGUUUAUGAUGCUGUUUGAGUUAUUGUGCUUGCAACUCAGAUGGUAUAACUGUUAACUGUUUAAUUCCGUAAGUAAUAAGUUAUGUCAGUCAACUUGGGCAUUGUUAUUGUUCAGAUUGGCUGAGGUUUGUACUGCAUCCAUGCUGUUCAUGUCUGUUCAGGGUGUGAUUUUGUUAUCGUAUUGUGCUUCAGAUGUGUCAAUAAACCCACAUACAUUGGAA
Amphibalanus amphitrite is the source of this 1699-nucleotide messenger RNA. RefSeq names its product enoyl-CoA hydratase domain-containing protein 3, mitochondrial-like. The transcript has 4 exons. NCBI's taxonomy places the organism in Eukaryota, Metazoa, Arthropoda, Thecostraca, Balanomorpha, Balanidae. Gene Ontology annotation, molecular function: hydro-lyase activity. The coding region runs from base 279 to 1163 and encodes 294 amino acids. The record is from RefSeq and is a predicted model, not a curated record. Gene Ontology annotation, cellular component: mitochondrion.